AUGGCUGCUGUUGCAGUUGCAGUGGAUUCAAUUAGCAAUGUCGCUCAUCAGCCUGAUUCAGUAGCACAACACAACAGAAACUUGGAGAAUGCUUUAAAUUUUUUCUCACAUUUGGACCCGACUACAUCCUUGAGAGGAAAUGUGAAGCUUCAUCUGGCUGUGGAUGAGAUCACUCGGCACUCCAUGGGUGUUGGACUUAAUCCGAGACAGAUUACAACUUUGGUCAACGUAAUACUUGACUCCAGUAGCAAACUAUCACAGGCCAUCCGCACCAAGUUUAUCAAAUGUUUGAUUCCGUCCAGCAAAGUUCCGCAGGAAGCUGUAGUUCAAGUGCUGGCGCACAUCAGUUCCAGAAUAUUUACCAGCCCAGGGCCUUCCAAUCUACAUAGCUGGCUUCUACGCUGGGUCCUGCUCGUUUUUGAUCACAUUGAUGGCUACGAUCAGCUGCACAAGCUGUACAGUGUUGUGUUUUGUUUCCUCAACUCACAUCGUCUGUUGCCACACGCCUGCCACCUGCUGUUUCUGCUGACCACCAAGCGUGACAUCAGGUUGUUCCGAGUUCACAAGCUGUUGGAGAUCAUAAAAUCUGUUGGCCCAGAACCCUACAUCAUGGGUUUGCUGAUGAUCUACAAGGUUUACUCCCCUCACUUGGUCUCCAUGAAGCUGGAAUUCAACCACAAGGUAUUUUUCAAAGCUCAUGAUGCCACAUGGAGAUCCACAAUAGAAACAAUUGUCAAACAGAGGGAGGUCACAGAUGAUGUCGACACAAGAUGCAAAGUCAGCGAGAUACAGAAUCGACGAGAGAAAGCUAGAAUACAACCGCGCUCCAAACGACAGAAGCUGAUGAUCCCAGAGUCUCACACUGCUGCCCAUGAGAUAGAAGAUAAGUCUGGUGAAACAUCCGAGUCUUUGAUAGAUGCCACAAAUACCAUCCCCUACACACAGAUUGAGUCGUUCACCGGCUUCCUUGAGGCCAUUGACAAGGUUGAGUUCCCGAGCCAAGUAGCGGCAUGCCUGGGUGACACUCGACUCCAGCUGCUGCUUACCUGUAAUCCUGACCCCUUGUUGAUGGCUCGUCUCUGCUUCUGGAUACAACACAUAUUUGUCUUUGGUUUCAAGAGAACAGAGAAGGGAUGUGUGGAGAGGAAUGAGAAACUGUUGCAUAUGUUGUUCACAUUUUCCAAAAAUGUCCAGGGGUUGCCUGUUUUGUUUGGCUUUCUGGAAAGUUGGUUGCCAACCUGGGAUGGCCAGUCGUAUGCUCCCUUAAUAUUCUCACUGAUUUCCUGUUUGAGGCCAUCCUCGUAUAAUGAACUGCACUCUUCCAUCCUGGAACCUCUCCAGAGGAUCUUCUUCUCCUCAGAUGUGUACUCGAAGACCAUGUGUAUUGCUGCCCUAACGAAACUCAUUGAGAAUCUGACACGUGAUGAGCGAUUGAAACCAGCAUGCAUACCAGCCAAGGCAGUAGCAGCAGAAGGCAGCCUGUCACAGACUCAAGGCUUAUCCGGUGGAGAUGCUGGUGACAUGAACCGGCAGGAGUCAGGACAGGCUACAGCUUCUGAAUGUGACGAGAAUGUGGCAGACAUGGUGUGCCGGCUGAUCAACUUUCUGGACGUUGUUAUUGUCACAGGCAUGAGGGCAGAGGACGACCAUUAUUUGCUGCAGGCAUCCAGCUUGGACCUGUUGCAGUUGAUUUCUGAGAUGUGCCUCAAAUACAAUGUACCUCUUGUGUGUCUGCCCAUGCGUUUAAUUCACCGCUUGUUGCUGUCAGACUGUUGUGCAACCUUGGCCAGACUUUGCGGUAUAAUAAAUACGUUCCGGGAGGCAUUUGUGUUGCUGAAGUCAAGUAGCCGGAAACAUGGAGUCUCUUUGGCCUGCACUACAACUUGUGACUUUCCCAGCAAAUCGGUCAACAACAGCACGGAGAAGUUCAACGCCCUCUUGCUGGAUGUGCUGGGCAUGCUGUGGCAAGGUCGCCUGUUCUCUGACCGAAAGGACAAAUAUGAAUCCAUCUUCAGAGUGCAGCUGCCCUCAUGCCUGGAAGGAAAACUAAAUGACAGUGCUCUAACUGUCUACAGAGGUCCAGCAUUUCUAGGACUGGCCUACACAUUUCUCAAAGAGACUCAGCGAGAAGGGAAACAAGUGCAUCCUUUACAAAUUGAGGAUUUUAAAGAAACCUACCUGCUGUUCCUGCAGCGGGAGAAUUUCCCAGAAUUCAUGCAGCUGGUCAACACAAACAUUAAACGACGGAAGAAAUAA
This is a messenger RNA of Candidula unifasciata, 2256 nucleotides long. Lineage: Eukaryota; Metazoa; Mollusca; Gastropoda; Stylommatophora; Geomitridae. The record is from the annotation of a GenBank genome assembly.